GAGGAGGAGGGAGUGAGGCUCUUCUCCUCUCUCCCUAAGAGCAUUAACUGUAGAGUGUUCUGGUAGUGACAGGGCUGUCAGGGUCAGAUGGCUGCUCAGCCUGAUUAGACCAGCUCACAGCAGAUCCUCAGCCCAGCACUCUGCACUGCUACAGCUACAAACUGGCACGUACAGUACAGACAUCACAGCGGAUACUGAGAGGCCUAGAGGUACCAGGAAAGGUGGAUAGUUCAGUGUUGCUAUUAAGCAGCAGGUUGUUGCAUGAAUACGCCAUUUUCUGCUGGUUGACAAGCAGACAUCUCAGUUCCUAGAGGCAGAAAAAGCAGGUGGACUUUUGCAUAGAGGCAGAAGAAGUGCUGUUAUUUCUGUUGUUGGAAAUGACAUUGAAUAGCAGAACUGCUGGUUGAUGGAGUUUGUGAGGCGGAGUGGUGACUACUGCCACGCCCAACACAUUUAGAGUCUAUCUGGAAUGAAGCUGCACCAUGCAGUCCUGCGGCCCUGAUACCUGAAAGACCAUUGGCCCUUGCCCUCUAAAACCAGCCAGCUCAUGGGGUAAGACGUGGAACCUCGUCACUGGAAGCUAACUGGAGAGAGAAGGACAGAGGGAGCUAAAGAACUAAGAGACAAAGAGAGAAGGACUAAAACAGAUCAGAAAGAUAAAAACAAAGAGAAGGACACAGAGAGCGCUGACACACUGUAGCUUCCUGGACUAUAGGAUACAGUCAACUGAUGGAGUAAAACUGUUCUCAAGACAACAGGACCUCAGAAUUGGGAACAAAUAAACAGUCUGUUUGGGAAACUGGUCAUAAACAGUUUCCAACAGGAAGUUCAGCAAAAGACAGGAAGUCCAGAUUUACCUGGAGACCUGAUAUAAGUCGAAGUCCCAGCAGCUACCCGCUGCAGCUGGAGUUAAAGUUAUAUACAGUGCAAUUCUCCCUGACAUAAAAGGUCUGAGGUCGUCCUGGGAUAUCAAAGGUCACGCUGGUCACCAUGAACCGUCCAGCUCCAGUGGAACUGUGCCACAAACACAUGAGAUUCCUGAUCACACACAACCCCACAGACAGCACACUCAGUUCCUUCAUAGAGGACCUGAAACGCUUUGGGGCCACCACAGUAGUUCGAGUCUGUGAUGUUACCUAUGAUAAAACACCGCUGGAGAAAGACGGCAUUACUGUAGUGGAUUGGCCAUUUGACGAUGGAGCCCCGCCCCCCAGUAAGCUCGUUGAUGAUUGGUUGAAUUUACUGAAGAAGAAGUUUCAGGAGGAUCCAGGAUGCUGCGUGGCUGUUCACUGUGUGGCCGGGCUGGGGAGGGCGCCUGUGCUGGUUGCUCUGGCUCUGAUAGAGAGUGGGAUGAAGUAUGAAGAUGCUAUUCAACUUAUCAGACAGAAGCGUCGUGGAGCCAUCAACAGUAAACAGCUAACCUACCUGGAGAAAUAUCGAUCCAAGCAGAGACUCCGCUUCAAAGACUCUAAUUCACACAAAAACAAGUGCUGCACAAUGUGAACAGACACGCAAAGGCACACACACACACACACACACACACACACACACACACACACACACAAAAGACAUUUUUAACCCGGGUCAUUCCUGUUAUGCAGCAAUAUUUUAAUAUAUGCCCUGUUCUCAUAUUUCCUUUUAGAUGUGUCACAUUUUUAUAAAAAAUGGCUUAAAUGAUUGAUAGAUAAAGGUCUUCUUAUCACAUUAACACAGAAAAAUGCACAUUAAAAUACAUGUUUUACUCUACUGCCCUUUUUUAUAUACAUAUGCUCGAUUUUACCAUGCCCUCAGAGUAAAGUUACCCUAUUAUACAAGACCUAUACGCCAUCAAAUAAAAAAAUACUACUUAGCCAUGUUAAACUCUCUCUUAUAGGCUAUAUAUUUUUUUCCGCAUUUUCAUAAUUCACUGUCUGUGCCUGAAGUACUUUUCCACCCUGUUAGUUUGUAGUUUCUCGACUUUAAAAUAAAAAAACUUCAAUUCCAUUGA
Etheostoma spectabile (orangethroat darter) is the source of this 1987-nucleotide messenger RNA. Its product is annotated as protein tyrosine phosphatase type IVA 3. The transcript has 7 exons. Gene Ontology annotation, biological process: protein dephosphorylation. The coding region runs from base 991 to 1503 and encodes 170 amino acids. Lineage: Eukaryota; Metazoa; Chordata; Actinopteri; Perciformes; Percidae. The record is from RefSeq and is a predicted model, not a curated record.